AUUGUCCCUGCACAGGUAUAUAUAUAGAUGUAUAUUGUAUGCUUUACUCAUUCAGUACAUAUAUCAAUAUAUCUAUAUAGCUGUUUACUUUAAUCAUAAGCCAUGGCGGGGAAAUCUCUAACCGGGUUUUGCUUCAUCCUCCUCCUCCUCGUUGUUGCUCAGGAAAUGGUGGUGCAAAGUGAGGCAGCAACGUGUGAGAACCUGGCGGAUACCUACAGGGGACCAUGCUUCACCACCGGAAGCUGCGACGACCACUGCAAGAACAAGGAGCACCUGCUCAGCGGCCGCUGCCGCGACGAUUUCCGCUGUUGGUGCACCAGAAACUGUUAAAUUACGCAUCAUGAGCUACGUACGCAGAUCGAUCCAUGAUGCUGGAUCUUAGCUAGCUAGCUAGGAGCAUAUAUAUACAUAAAUAAUACUUCUAAGCUAGCACUGCAUUUAUAUAUGUUACUAUAUAUUUUUGUAUGGGUGUAUUGUAUUGCACUAUUGCGUAGUACAUAACGGACGAGUUAUGUACGUACGUGCUAAAUAAAAUUUCAACUUAUAUGUAA
Messenger RNA from Arachis duranensis, 551 nucleotides. Its product is annotated as defensin-like protein. The coding region runs from base 103 to 330 and encodes 75 amino acids. Gene Ontology annotation, biological process: defense response. The transcript has 2 exons. NCBI's taxonomy places the organism in Eukaryota, Viridiplantae, Streptophyta, Magnoliopsida, Fabales, Fabaceae. The record is from RefSeq and is a predicted model, not a curated record.